Ruditapes philippinarum (Manila clam) is the source of this 1433-nucleotide messenger RNA. RefSeq names its product serum paraoxonase/arylesterase 2-like. The transcript has 9 exons. Lineage: Eukaryota; Metazoa; Mollusca; Bivalvia; Venerida; Veneridae. The record is from RefSeq and is a predicted model, not a curated record. Gene Ontology annotation, molecular function: arylesterase activity. The coding region runs from base 132 to 1175 and encodes 347 amino acids.
CAACAGCUGAGAAAUGAUAAAUCUGUUGAGCGAAUGUUUAUCAUUUACACACAGGCAAUAUUUUUAUAGAGUAAGAUAGGUUUAAUCGUAAAUGGAUUUUAGCGUUAUUCAAGGGAGUUUAUCACUGAAUUAUGAUUGGAAAAGUUGUGUUUAUAGCUCUUUUUGGAUUUGGUUUCAGAUAUUUCCUUAACUAUAGAGAUUGGCUAGACUGGGAAAAGGAUGUGAUUCUUAAUGUCAGACCAGGCAACUGUACAACAAUCUUAGAAAAUGGUGGGGCAGAAGAUGUUACGCACAUUGUUAACGGGGUUCUCUUGAUGUCAACAGGCUUGAGUUUUUCCGGAUCAAUUGGAAAGCUGCAAAUGUUGGACUUACAAAAUCACAACAAGUUAACUCCACUAAAUAUUAUAAACGCGCCUAAAAGAGAAGAUUUUCUGGCGGGACCUCACGGAAUAAGUACAUGGCGAGAUCCAAAUACAGAUCAGUUGUUUCUGUAUGUGAUUACUCAUCCAAUGGAGGGAGAUCGGGUUGAAGUUUUUGAGGUUUUGAAAUCGUUUGAACUUCAGUACAUCAGAUCAAUUACAGAUCCCCUUUUCAAAUUGAUGAACGAUUUGGUUGCUGUUGGAAAAGAUAAGUUCUACAUAACAAAAAGCAUACAUUUUCGUAAAUACAUAGUUUUAGAAUGGAUAAGUCUUCUUAAAUUUGGUGGUAUCUAUUAUUACGAUGGUAAUAAAGCGAGAGAAGUUAUCCAGGGAUACCAUGUACCUAAUGGAAUCAAUAUCUCGCCAGAUAAAAAAAUGAUAUAUGUCACAGAAUGGGGAACACGUUCGUUAAAAGGCCUUAGAAUAGACUCGUCAAACAAUCUUGUAGAAGAAUGGAGCGUGAAUACUGGUACUGGAAUAGACAAUAUUGAGGUUGACCCUGACUCGGGAGACCUUUGGAUAGGUGCAAUUCCUAUCACUUGGAAAGUUCUCAUGGGCCGAUUACGUCCAAGUCAGGUAAUCCGGGUCAAAAUGCGAGAGAACAAGGUCUCCGAGAUGGAAACAAUUUACCAAGAUGACGGUAGAAACAUAGCUGGAUCAUCUGUAGCAACAUUUGCUGCCGGGAAAAUUGUCGUUGGCUCUGUCAAUGACCAAGCUAUUGUUUGUGAUGUGAAUUACUUAACACCAAACAACUAGAACUUUUAGGGAAGAUACAAGAAUUUAAUGACAUUUGCUUUUAGCAUCAAGUAUAAGACUGAUAAUGUGAAGCUGAAAAUGUCUGAAGGAUGGUGUCAAGUGUGUUGAUCUCAGUUCUAACUCGCCUGGUAUAAUUCAGAGCCAAUUACUUAAAUAUCAGUAAAUUGUAUGUGAAGUGAAUGUUUUGUAUAUUGAAUUGAAUGUGUAUCCGGACUAUACUGGUACAGAAUCGAUAAAUAAAAGAUAUUUAAAACGAUA